Messenger RNA from Momordica charantia (bitter melon), 947 nucleotides. Its product is annotated as blue copper protein. Gene Ontology annotation, cellular component: plasma membrane. The record is from RefSeq and is a predicted model, not a curated record. Lineage: Eukaryota; Viridiplantae; Streptophyta; Magnoliopsida; Cucurbitales; Cucurbitaceae. Gene Ontology annotation, molecular function: electron transfer activity.
CACUUCAGAUCUCCAGCUUCCCCAAAGAGAGAGAAAACAAAGCACCGGCGAUCUGAGAACACACUACACACAGCUGAGCUGGCAGUAACAAUGGCGGCGAGAUCGAAGUUGGCGGCUGUUUUUGUGGUGCUGACGGUGGCGGGUUUGCUCCGGUGCUCGGCGGCCGCCACCCACAGCGUCGGCGAUUCGCUGGGCUGGACCAUCCCUCCUAAUCCCUCUGUUUAUUCCGAUUGGGCUUCCUCCAAAACCUUCCUCGUCGGCGACAUUCUUGUUUUCAACUUUACCGCCGGAGGGCACGACGUGACGGAAGUGAGGAAGGCCGGAUUCGAUUCUUGCAGCAGCAGCAACUCCAUCUCCGUCGUGAGAACCAGUCCGGCGAGGGUCACGCUCGCCGCUGCCGGCGACCACCACUUCAUCUGCUCAUUCCCCGGCCACUGCGACGCCGGCCAGAAGCUCUCUGUCACCGUCCGAGCCCAAUCUUCUCAGCCGCCGGCCGGCGCUCCUGCACCCUCCCCAAAACCCAGCACUCCGGUUUCGCCGUCGCCGUCGCCGAAGUCCGCCCGGCCACCGAAGGCCUCUUCUCCGACCGCCACCCCACCUCCGGAAAACGCCGCGGCGCCACCCCCGGAAACCGCUCCUUCAACUCCGACGACCGCUCCCCCGCCGCCCAACUCCGCCCACUCGCUCGGCGGUUCCGGCAUCUUCUUCUCCGCCGUGUUGGCAAUUUUCAUAGCUCUGAUUUAAUUCCUAGACACGCCGUGGCUGUAGAAAUUUAAUUAGUGGGAUUCAUUUUGUGUGUACUUGGAUUUUUAUCAUUAUUCGGAUUCUCAGUGUAUUUUUUUUUCCCUUUUCCUUCCGACUUGAAAAUUUGAUACAUUUGUUCCUUUUUUUUUUCCAUCACAUUUAGUUGAUUUUAUAUUGAUAUGAACGAGGUCGAGGAUGCAUAA